CUCAUCCUCGAUGGUUUUUGUUUAUGUUUUGGUCAAGUGUUUCGUAUGUUCGUUUUGUUUAUUUCUGUUAUCUGCACUCGUUAUGCUGUGUGUAAGUAAGUUGUAAGCAGUAAUUGUUAUCUUCAGUAUGGAAAAUAUUUCGCGAAACCUCCGUUCAAUGUUGCAAGCGUAUGGACCUUAUCCACUGCAUAAAGCUGCCGAGCUUGGACACAAACAAAACCUAAUUUUUUUACUGGAAAGUGGAUUAUCUCCGAAUCAAACAAAUUAUGAUUGCUUGACGCCUUUACAUGAGGCUUGUAUCCAAAAUCAAGUUGAAUGUGCUGAAAUUUUAAUCAAUUAUGGAGCAAAAGUAAAUGCAACUAGUUUGGAUGGAGGCACACCUUUAUGUGAUGCAUGUGCUGCUGGAAGUGUUCCUUGUGUAGAACUGUUAAUGAGAAUGGGUGCAGAAGUGAAUCCACCAUUGGCUCUCAGUACACCUCUGCAUGAAGCUUGCUUAAAAGGAAGUUUGGAUUGUACUGCACUUUUAAUUAAAGCUGGAGCCCGACUGAAUGCCAAUGACUGCCAUUUUGGCACUCCUCUUCAUGCUGCUACAAUUAUGAAUCAUCCAGCAUGUGUGAAACUACUUUUGCAAGCAGGUGCUUUUGUUAAUGCUACUAAGAUUCAUGAAACUGCUUUGCAUAUAGCUGCAAGAGAAGACUAUGUUGAAGUUGCUCGAGUCCUAAUCGAAUAUGGUGCAAAUGUAUUUGCUAGCAAUAACCAAAAUAAAUUGCCAAUUGAUUUGCUUCGAGAAGCUGAAGGCCAGAUUUAUGAAUUAUUAGUCUUGCAUUCAG
Stegodyphus dumicola is the source of this 830-nucleotide messenger RNA. Its product is annotated as ankyrin repeat and SOCS box protein 13-like. Gene Ontology annotation, biological process: positive regulation of protein catabolic process; protein ubiquitination. The record is from RefSeq and is a predicted model, not a curated record. Lineage: Eukaryota; Metazoa; Arthropoda; Arachnida; Araneae; Eresidae. Gene Ontology annotation, molecular function: protein binding.